GGACAGACACAGUCAGCGAGCCAGCCAUGAUGGAGUUUGUUCACGUAGCCGUUGCCGUGUUCAGUCUGCUGUCUCUUGGACAGUCAGACCCUGUGACCAACUGUGAUAGUUUAACUAAACCUUUUCAAGUCAAUGGGACAGAUCCGCCCAAAACCCGGAUUGUCUUCCAGUUCCUUGGAAGAUGGAAUUACGUGGCAUGGAGCAUUGACGCGCCCUCAGAUUCACUUUGGAAAACAGUUUUGAGGAAAAGUUGGUUGAAUAUCAAGGCUGCUCCUGAAAAUGAUCAGCUCAUUGCAUCUCAAUACAAUGAAAUGUUCAACCGUGGCUUGACAUUGCUUGCCAACCUAACUGUACAAGAAAACAGAUUCUCUGAUAAAAAUGGGCUCGUUGCUGGCUCACUUCUGACUACAGGCUGCCCAGACUGCAUGCUCCAAUACUUAAACUUCACUUUUGGACCAAGGUCAUACAGGAGCCUGGAUCUUCUAAGUAGGAGAACCAUGGUCACAGAUGCUGAGCUGGAGGAGUAUAAGAAGCAGGUCCAGUGUCUGAAUUUACCACCACCUUCAAUCCGGGGUUCCAGAAAAGAAAUUCACUUUGUUCGAUCAACCCUGGACUAGGAAGAUCUCAGCAAUAUGGAGAAAACUAUCAUGGACUUCCUUGGCAGUGUUGAUAAGCUGGAUGACUUAUUGUCAAGUGUUCAAAGGAAAUAACAUGUUCAGCGAUAUCUCCUAUACUUCUGGACCUGACGCAAUGGAAAAUCAGCAUAUCAAGAAGACGGUUUUGUGGAAAAUGAGUUUUGCAAUAUAAUAAAUAUGUUGAACGACAAAGAA
This is a messenger RNA of Fundulus heteroclitus (mummichog), 830 nucleotides long. RefSeq lists its product as uncharacterized. Bases 27 to 617 code for a protein of 196 amino acids. The record is from RefSeq and is a predicted model, not a curated record. Lineage: Eukaryota; Metazoa; Chordata; Actinopteri; Cyprinodontiformes; Fundulidae. The transcript is spliced from 6 exons.